CAGACCUUGCCGCCUACGCACCCUCCUGUCUACACACCACUCCAUGAUGCAGAGAGAUACAGGUCUCGAUUUUCGGGAGAUCCAUGAAAGUGAGGACGCAUUUCUGGCUGCCGUUGAAGAGAUUGAACGCGUCGCCCUCAUCGAACGGCCCUUCCACAUACCUAUACGCCUCCGAUUCAUUACACCAAGCCCCGAUAGCAAGACGGGCCACGACUACGUCAUUACAGACGCCAGUACACAUCGAACUGGGAGUGUUUAUGUAGCUGUCUCAUACACGUGGCUCCACGAGCAGUCCUUGGAUGGCCAGAAAAUCCCGAAUUAUCGGGUCAAAGAUCUUUCCAAGGCUGGAACCGUUCCACGACUACCACAUUGUCCGCCCAUAGUCUUCCAUAGAGCCAUGCAAUAUGCGCGCACGCGAGGCUACACAAACGUAUGGAUUGACCAAGAGUGUAUACACCAGGAUGAUCCAACAGAUGUUGAGAGGCAUUUGCAAGUUAUGCAUCGCAUCUAUUCCAACAGCAAAGUUACCAUUGCCGUUCUAGCUACAAGCAGUGGUCGAAUCGACUUGCCAACCAUUGGUCACUUUAAGUCAUUACUGGAAUCUACCUCCUGCGAACCCACGGAUCAAUCUGUUCAGCAUAUUGCCUUCCGAAAGUGGUUUUGCGACGUGUCCGAUGAUAGAUGGUUUUCUCGCACAUGGGCUUUCCAAGAGAAGCUUAGCGCAGAACACGUAGAAUUACUCCUCCCUAUCACAGCUCAACUCUCUGCAGAAUCGACUGUCUACGAAGAUCUAUGUAUCGAUAUAGCAAGGAUGUGGACUAUCGCAGGAUGGAGCUCUAUCACUUGCGCGGUGUCAGUAGAGAAGCAGAUGGGGAUGACGAAUGGUAUGAAUAACAGCAGGUCGAGGCCAGCACCCAGGAGAUUGAUGCUUGAAAGCAUUGUCGACAUCUACGAGCAGAUGGAGCAGUGUGAGAAUGCUGUGCUAGCAGACCGCCUUGCAAUCCUAGCGAACAUCUGCGACCUUGCCUACAGGCUAGCAUCAACAAAGCUUGAUCAUCCUCAAUAUAGUUACAGCACAUGUCUGGUGGUUCUGAUAUUCGCAAACGUAUGGCCUGAUCAGGAGAAACGACAGAUGAGAUACAAGGAGUUGUCAAGUGACUUCAUGGAUGCACCGGUUGGAAUUCUAUUGUCAUACUUAGCCCGACAGAUCAGUGUUGACGGUGCCGACGGUAAACUCUGUACCGAACGCUAUGCAUACGAAUGCUACAUCGAGAAUUACCAUGAACACCGAGUAGAUGUAGACAGAGCCAGGGGUUCUUACAAAGCACGGUCUCGCACUGUGUCCCGACGUGUGAGCCUCGAAUCAAUGGACGGACGUUCUCACUACGAUAACCAUCGCCCCAAUUUUAAACGCACUCCUCUGGACCUGAUUACUCAGGACCUCAUUACUCAGCAUGUCACUCCUUUGGAUUCCAUUUUUUUGCGUGGCACUUCGUCGGCUCGUAUCUCUUUGGACACCGAUUCUGAAACCGUAUCCUCAUGGGACAGCUGUAUCUACCCUGCUUCCUAUCGCCGGCGUACUAUAAGCGAUACAACUCUUUCGGAUACCCAUCUAGGAUUUAGAAGAAUGAAGAACUUCUUUAUCAAACAUGUCCGACUCAUUUUUAGGCGCAAACAAGCUUGAUAUAGCCGGUUUAUCAACCCCCUCGAAGCUGACUUUCGCCUUCCAAAUAAGCCAACUUCUUCGACUCCGUAUAAGUCAAUUAUGCCCCAUACGGUAUGCUCUCAAUGGUCAUCGACUCAGAAUGAGUGAGGCAGAUCUUUCAGACGCCGAAAAGGCAGUUCAGAGGGUGGGUACAUCCUCCACACCGCUACUGCGACAAAGGAAUCUUAAACGAUGGAUUAACACUGAAAGGUUU
Messenger RNA from Alternaria alternata, 1919 nucleotides. RefSeq lists its product as hypothetical. The transcript has 2 exons. NCBI's taxonomy places the organism in Eukaryota, Fungi, Ascomycota, Dothideomycetes, Pleosporales, Pleosporaceae. The record is from RefSeq and is a predicted model, not a curated record. The coding region runs from base 44 to 1684 and encodes 546 amino acids.